Molecule: messenger RNA, 1989 nt
Organism: Aureobasidium musti
Lineage: Eukaryota; Fungi; Ascomycota; Dothideomycetes; Dothideales; Saccotheciaceae
Source: the annotation of a GenBank genome assembly
CCGCUACGCCAAUUGAGCGGUCGCACUGGGAUGCACUUGCGCCGUUCUAUUAUCCAGACAUGUCGCUCGCAACAGUUCACUCGCUCUCUGGUCAAUGGUCCAGUUCGCCGUGAACUGCUGCAGCGCAUGUCCGCGCCAGCAUCCCUCGCAACACCCGCCAUCAUUCGUCAAUUGAACCACGUCCGUCGCCAAAGCACAACCACCGAACCUCCUCCAAAGUCUCCAGCCGCUUCUCCUGUACAAAGAUCGCGUUUCCUUCGUUUCCUCUGGCGAGGCUUCACCAUCCUUGGCAUCUUCGUCGUUGUUUCUGGUGUCCUGGUUAUCGGCUUCUUCGCCUUUGAUGCAACCACAUACAAGGAGGAAUCCGACACUGUUGAUAUUACCGUCUCUGAACUCGCUCUGAACCCUAGAAGAGGAGGUCCUAAGAACCUCCCCAUUGCUGAACACCUUAUCGACGACGACGAUUCACCGGAAAAGAAGGCUCAGAAGCACAAGCCCAAGCUGGUCAUUCUCGGUACUGGUUGGGGUAGCGUUGCUCUUCUCAAGCAGCUCAACCCUGAUGACUACCACGUUACUGUUGUCUCUCCAUCCAACUACUUCCUGUUCACUCCUAUGCUUCCCUCUGCCACUGUCGGUACUCUGGAACUUAGAUCUCUUGUCGAGCCUAUUCGCAGAAUCGUCUCUCGUGUUAAGGGUCAUUUCCUCAAGGCUUCUGCUGAAGACGUCGAGUAUGUCAAUUCCAAUUCCACCCUAUCCGCUGAUACUAACCGUAAUCUAGUNUUCUCAAACAAGCUCGUUGAAGUAUCCGCCAUCAAACCAGAUGGAACCAAGGAAAACUUCUACCUCCCCUAUGAUAAGCUCAUUAUUGGUGUUGGCUCCAUGACCAACCCUCACGGUGUCAAGGGUCUCGAGUACUGCAACUUCCUCAAGGACAUUACCGAUGCACGUCUGAUUCGCAACCAAAUCAUUCGUAACCUCGAAGCCGCUUCCCUUCCUUCUACACCUGACGAGGAAAGACGCCGUCUGCUCUCUUUCGUUGUUUGUGGAGGUGGUCCUACUGGUGUCGAAUUUGCUGCUGAAUUGUUCGACAUGCUCAACGAGGAUCUCUGCAACUACUACCCUCGCAUUCUCAGAAAUGAGAUCUCGGUACACGUCAUUCAGAGCAGAGGUCAUAUUCUCAACACUUACGAUGAGACUCUCUCCAAAUACGCCGAGGCUCGUUUCGCAAAGGAUUCUGUCGAUAUUUUGACCAACUCGCGCGUCAAGGAGGUUCAAAAGGACAAGAUUCUCUUCACCCAAAAGGAUGAGAACGGCAAGACUAUCACUAAGGAAAUUCCCAUGGGCUUCUGCUUGUGGUCAACUGGUGUCGCACAGACUGAAUUCUCGAAAAAGCUGGCUGAUAAGCUUGGAGAGAACCAGACCAACCGUCAUGCUCUCGAGACUGAUACUCAUCUUCGUCUUGUUGGUGCCCCGCUAGGUGAUGUCUACGCUAUUGGAGACUGCUCAACUGUUCAAAACAACGUUUCGGAUCACAUCGUUUCAUUCCUGCGUACCGUCGCUUGGGAGAAGGGCAAGGAUCCUGAGAAGAUGCUGAUCGGUUACGGUGAUUGGAGAGGUGUUGCUAAGCGUCUCGCUCAAGCUGCUCCUGGUAUGGAGCUAAACAGCAUGUAUUAUGGUGAUCUCGAUGAUGCCGUUUACAAGACUUUCUCAUAUACCAACAUGGGUAGUCUGGCUUAUGUCGGCAAUGCAGCCAUCUUCGAUUUUGGCGGUAUGAACUUUGCUGGUGGUCUCGUCGCAGUGUACCUGUGGCGUGCAGUAUACNNUUUCUCGCAGAGCGUCAGUCUUCGUACUAGAAUUCUCCUUGCCAUGGAUUGGACCAAGAGAGCACUUUUCGGAAGAGGUAAGCUUAUGAUCAAGUCUCCCAAGCACAUGGAUGAUUUACUAACGCAUCACAGAUCUUAUGAACUUCUAGAGCAGACAUAUAGAUAG